AUAAAAUCGACUCUCUCGAAGCCAACCGACUUUCUGCUUUCUGUUUUCUAGGUCGCCCAAAAUUCGCCGAUGGCUUCCGCCGCGCCGCCCAUCCUACCCGUCAUCACACCCGCAGGCGGCGGAGCGGCCACCGGAUCCUCCUCCGCGCCUCCGAUCUCCUCCUCCGCCCUCCGCCUCUUCCUCUCCCGCAUCUCCGACACGGCUCGUCGCUCCCUCGCGCACCGUCGCCCCUGGUCGGAGCUUCUCGACCGCUCCGCCUUCGCCCGCCCUGACACCCUCUCCGAAGCCACCUCCCGCCUGCGCAAGAACCUCGGGUAUUUCCGCGUCAACUACCUCGCCCUCCUCGCCGCCACCCUCGCCAUCUCCCUUCUUUCCCACCCCUUCUCCCUCUUCCUCCUCCUCGCCCUCCUCGCCGCCUGGGCCUUCCUCUACCUCUUCCGCCCAGCUGACGCCACCCCGCUCGUCCUUUUCCGUCGCCCUUUCUCCGACCGGGAGAUCCUUGCUUGCCUCGUCCUCCUCACUCUGCUCGUUGUCUUCCUGACCUCCGUCGGAUCCCUCAUCGUCUCUGCUCUCUUGGUUGGCGCCGCCCUCGUCUGUGUCCACGGCACUUUCCGCGUUCCGGAAGAUCUCUUCCUCGAUGAUCAAGAUCCGACUGGCCCCGCCGGCGGCUUCUUGUCCUUUCUAGGCGGUGCUGCUGCGUCGUCGGGCACGGGCGUCCGCAUCUAAUUUGGAUCUGAGGUUGCUGAUCUUGAUUUAUUGCGCUGGAUCUGCUCGAUCGAAGCUUUGAUUUGCGGCCAAGUAGCAAUUAGGUAUUCUUGGAUCUAGGGCUUCUUAUGAUCCCUUAUCUUUAGUAAACGUUGCAACCAUUGAUUAAUCUGGCAGCAUAAGAUAUACAGAUUCGUAAUGUAUGAUCCUAAUAUUGUUAUUCUCUUGAACGUGCUGUAUCUGCUGAACAACGAUGUUGAUCUUUAUCCUUCUUUAUGGUAUGACUAUGAUUGAAGUUUCCUUUA
Messenger RNA from Zingiber officinale, 1010 nucleotides. RefSeq names its product PRA1 family protein B2-like. Gene Ontology annotation, biological process: vesicle-mediated transport. The coding region runs from base 70 to 726 and encodes 218 amino acids. The record is from RefSeq and is a predicted model, not a curated record. Lineage: Eukaryota; Viridiplantae; Streptophyta; Magnoliopsida; Zingiberales; Zingiberaceae. The transcript has a single exon. Gene Ontology annotation, cellular component: endoplasmic reticulum; Golgi apparatus.